Drosophila virilis is the source of this 7337-nucleotide messenger RNA. RefSeq names its product Puratrophin-1-like (gene Pura). NCBI's taxonomy places the organism in Eukaryota, Metazoa, Arthropoda, Insecta, Diptera, Drosophilidae. Gene Ontology annotation, molecular function: guanyl-nucleotide exchange factor activity. The record is from RefSeq and is a predicted model, not a curated record.
UCUACUUGUUGUUUCGCUUUUGCUUAUUGCAUUAUUUAUACGCUCGCAUUUACUUUCUUGGGCGCUACUCACGCACACGCACACAAGCUAUAAACAAAACGUGCACGCAGACAGCGACAAUAUCAACAAUAGCAAAAGCUACAAAAACAACAGCAACUACAAGGUGUCGCAUUGGUGACAAUUUGCGCCUACUGCAACACUCUCGGUCUCGGUCUAAGCCGCUCUCGCAGUCGGCGCUGUCGCAGCAGCAGCGCCAAACGCGACCGCAUUCUCAGUCAAACAACAAUCGCAACUGAAGUAACAACGGUGUCCGCGUCCCGUCCGCGCUAAUAAUAAGUAUUUGCCAGAGAGGCCCCCGCGCAGCUCACGCCCUCCGUAAAUCGCAAGUGCUAUUAAGAAAUAAGAAGAAGCAGCAGCUGAAAAGUGCUUAAAGUAAACGCAUACACGAAAUAUUGUGCAAAAGCUUUGCCAAAAGAGCGCCAAGUGCAAGCGACUUGAAGUGUUUCUGUCUCUGUCGCUCUGCCCGAAAGUGAUGAAAUUGUUGUUGCCGCAUUCAGUCGGAGUGUGUUGUUGUGCUUAAUGUUGCGUCUGCCAACGCGCGAGCAGUGCGUCGAGUGGCUGCAGUGCAUCCUGGUGCUGAUCCUGCACGUGUGGAGCUUUUGCAGCAUGUCGCUAACACGCAGUCGUCAAACGACGCUCAAAUGGAUUAAAAAGCGUUUGGCGCUGCCGCGUCGACGUCAACAGCAGCAGCAGCAGCGGACUGACACAAACAAGGCAACAGCAGCAACAACAACAACUGCAACAAACGGCGACCCAGGAGCCGAAUUAGUGGAUCAGGGCCAUUUAAGCGAGAUCUUGGUGCUGAGUGACACUCAAAUCGAUGGCCAGGCCGCGACGGCGGCGCCGCUAGCAGUGGCCAUCGACAUGGACAACAUGAACACGGACAUGGACACGGACACGGACACGGACACGGCCAACAACAACAGCAACAACAACGACAUGAACGAGGCCAGAGCUGGCCACACAGCGCCAAUAGCGCGCGACGAGUUUGUAGAGGAGCUGGAAGAGGAUGAGGCGCAACUGGAGACGAUGCAGCAGCAGCCAGAGCAGGCGGAGCAGCUGUCGGCGCUGGCCAAACCAAAUGCUAAUUAUGUGUGCUGUCAAUGCCCAGCAACAGCAACAACUGUGAACCGCAGCAAGUCGCGGGUACGCAGCUAUCUAAAGAAAUGCAAGCAACGCCUAACGGGUCAGCAGAGCAGACCAGCGACAACAGCAACAACAGCAGCAGCAACAAAUGCAACAACAGCAGCAACAGCAGCAACAACAACGACAACAACAACAAUUACAAUGAUCAAGAACGAAGGAACAGCACCCACAAUAGUGCAGAUAGAGUGCGAAGAGGAGACUGCCGAGACUAAAGAGGAGAAAGAGGAGGAGCAGGAGGAGCAGGAUGAGGAGGAGGAGGACUCCAGCUGUGGCAGCAGAGAUUCAGCCAGCGCAUAUAUCGACUGCAUGCCGCUCGACUUGAGUCUGCGUCGAGCGCCUGCCGCGCCGCAGGAGUCCAGCAGCGAUGCCAACAGCAGCGACUGCGAAACAGAAAAGGAGCUGAGGGUGCCACAGGAGCAGCAAGAGGUGCACGAGGUGCAAGAGGAGCAGCAGGCUGGCCAGCCCACUAACAUGGGCCCUUUUUCUCUUUUUGGGGCGUACUUAAUGUGCCCACAGCAGGCAAUUGUAACUGGAACUGGAGCUGAAGCUGGAGCUAGGAGUGCGACGGAGCUGACUGUGGAUGUGGAUGUCAUGCUGGCUGAACUGAUUGACAGGCAUCUGUCGCACAUUUAUCCCAUCUACUGGGCACGCACGCGUGCGAUUUUAAUGCGCCAGGCACGUGAGCUCCUCCUAGGCCAUUUCGAGGGCUGCCUGCCCAGUUUCGAGCAGCGAUACCUAUGCAAAUUUGCGCAAAUUGCCGCCAAGCUGCGCGCCACUCAUCAAAUUGGCGAGUCCUGGUUAUGGCAUGCCGGCUGGCCGCUGGCCACAUCCAAUGGAGCGCUCGUACUGCAGCUGAGCGACUCUGAAAUCGUGCACGCACUUCAACCAGCCGAGCUCUACCUGUGUGUCAAAUUGGAUUCUGACGCAGAGGCCACACCGCAGCUUUAUGUCGUUUGGCGCUCGUCCCAGCAGCAGCAGCAGCAGCAGCAGGAGCAAGAGGGGAGUCAGGGACAGAGUCACUGCCUACAUAUCGAUUACAAUAAUUCGCAACAACAGACACUGAGCGUGCUUCAGCUAGAGAUGUCUAUGGCGGCAAUGGCAGCAACAGGACACGCACAGAGUCCGGGCCAGGGCCAGGGCCAGGGCCAGGGGCAGGCUAACGAUGGCAUCGAGUUGCCGCAGCUGCUGCAGAAUCUGCUUGUGAGCGUGGAGCGCAGUAUUGAGCGCGUGUCGCUAAACGAGCUGCAGAUGCCGCUCGCCCUGGGCGAGGAUCAGCUCGAUGAGGCCAACAAUAACAACAGCAAUAACAACAGCAACAGCAAUAGCAACAACAUUGGGUCGCCAAAGUGCGCGCUGAGGCGCAGCGAUUUAAUUACCAAAAACAAACUGUUCAACAAUCGUUACAUGCUCCGGCGCCUGACCAAUCGGCAGGACAGUAUGAACUCCACCUCGUCGGGCAACAGCAAUGCCAGCGAGCGCAGCAGCUCCAGCGGCAGCAGCAGCGCCGGCGAGGAGCUCCACAACCACUUGAAUAUCAACAGCAACAACAACAACAACAGCAACAAUAACAACAAUAACAACGCGGAGCUUAAGGCAUCCACAUCGCCCGCCUUGCCGCUGUUUUGUCUGGGCAACUCAUUUCCGCACAUUGACAGCGACGAGGAGGCAAGCGAUGCGGCAACCGGCGGCGAGAAGCGCCAAGCGCUGGCGAACAGCGAGUCGCAGCCGGAGCCGUCGUCGCCAAUGGAUACGGAGACUGAGACGGAACUGUUGCCGCCCAACUCGAUCAGCGAAUUGCCCGAGAAACUGUUGAACAGCGGCGUCUAUUUGCCAGGCACACGCACCCUCCAAGGCAACCCACUUGUCCAUGUGGAUGCGGACGCCGUUGCCGUCGCGGGCCUCAAUUGCUAUGAGCUGGCCACACUGUUGCUUUACUACAGCACCAUACCGGAGCGCAGCAUUGCCCAUAAAAGUGCACAACAGCAACAGUUGCAGUUGCAGUCGGAGCAGCAGCAGCAGCAGCAGCAGCAGCAACAGCAACAACUGAAACCCGCCCAGCAAACAUUUACCAUUUUAAUUGCCAUCGAGAAGUCGCAACAUUUAUGCGUAAUCGACUUAAUUUGCCAAAGCCUCAAAUUGUUAAGCAAGCAAAUUGGCAAUUGUGAAAUCUUGGCCGUUUGCCUCGAUGCGAAUUUGCUGCAAUUGUGCAACCAGCAGCAGCAACAGCAGCAGCAACAGCAGCAACAGCAGCAGCAGCAGAACAGCAGCAAUAGCUGUGAUCAAACGGAGCAGUCGCAGCAGCAGUCGCAGCCGCAGUCGCAGUUGCAGUCGCAGCCAUCGCAUUUGGUUAAAUUCAUUAGCGUGGACCAAGUCACGACAAGUGUUGCGCCAUCGCAUUUGCCGAGCGGCGCGCUCCGGGGCCAGCAUCAUCACGACGCGCGCAAGUGGCGCGAGUUCUUUGCCCAGCUGGAGGCGUUCCAGCGUCAAUGUUCGGCGGCCGGCGGUCGUCUGGUUGGCGCUUUGAGCGACAUACGCGCCGCCGAUCUGUUGGGUCUGCCGACGCGCCGUCAGCUUUAUGGCCAGCAUCGUGCCCUCAGCCGUGCCCUUAUGGACUCGCAGCUGCACAAUCUGCGCAAGCACGGCGCCACCCAGCUGGUGCGCCUUCAGGCGGCGGCCAGUGCCAUCAAUGCGCCGCCAGCCACAGCUGCGCCAACGCCAGCGCCAGCAGCUCCAGAUCCAACUGCCUACCAUUUGGAUGCGGCCCAUAAACUGCGUAAGGUGACGCUGCUCUACAGCGAGGUGGAUCGAGCUGCACAGCGUCUCGAGCAGCUUACGGAGCAGCGACGCGAGCGCCUGCGCCAACUGACGCGGCAGCGCGCCCUGGAGGAUGAGAUCAACGAGGUCACCUCUUGGCUAGGCAAUGACGGCGCUGAAAACUUGCAAAAAUUCGCACAGCUUCAGUUGGACAACGAGGCGCAGCUGAAGGCACAGGAGCUGGAAUUCGAGAAAUACUAUUUCAUAGCCAGGAAACACUUGGCCAAGGGUCGCGACCUGCACUUGGCUGCCCAGAAGAUAGCCGUACUGAGCGAGAGCGCACGCAACUUGAAGACGGCGCUGGAUCAGUUUGCAGAGAAGCUGGAGAAGACGCGGGAGCGCAUUGAGGGCGGCGCACGGUUGCUGCACUUGCUGACGCAGCAUCAGCGCGAAACAGCCGCGUUAGAGGAGCUGCAGCGCCUGGCCGCGGAGCUGGGCGCCACGGCGCUCAUAGACAAACAUUUGCCGGCCAUGCACAGGGCCAACUCCCAGCCGGGAGCGAGCAGCACGCCCGCUCAGGCUGCCACAAAGCGUGGCAGCUAUCGCUGCAGCUCCGGCAAUGGCAGCUCCUUUGAGGGUGCAACCGGCGGCAGCCACUGCAGCUGCUGGCGCGAGAGUCGCAAUCUGGAGGACAUGGAUGAGCCAGAGGAGGAGCACGAUCAGGAAUGCGAUGGCGAUGCCGAUGCCGAUGGCGAGGAGCAGCAGUCCAAGAUAGCCGAUUCCGGUGUCGGCGUCUGCGACAAUUGCGAACGCAAUCCGAAGCUGGCCCGCAUUUGCAGCUGCCAGAGUCUAAACGAGAAGAGCCACGACGAACUGCUUGAGGACGAGUGCUUCGAGCGGCCCACAAAGCGCUACAUGGACAUGCACUCGCCCAUGGAGGCGAAUGCCCAUCUACAGUGCCAUGCCUCCAAUCUGGAGCUGACCAAACUGGAGGAGCUCAGCUGUUUGGAACCAAAAAUACAAAAAACGCUUCUAUUGAUCAUGCGGGAAAUGAUUGGUACCGAACGCGACUAUGUGCGCUCCCUGUACUACGUAAUCGAGAACUAUAUCGACGAGCUGCUGCGUGAGGAUAUUCCGCAGCCGUUGCGCGGCCAGCGGAACGUGAUCUUUGGCAACAUUGAGAAGAUCUUUGAGUUCCACAAUUCUCACUUUUUGGGCGAGCUGGAGCGGUACGAGCGCAAUCCUCUAAAGGUGGGCGCCGCCUUCCUCGAAAUGGAGUCCAAGUUCUAUUUGUAUGCGCUGUACAACAAGAACAAGCCCAAGAGCGACACGCUGCUGAGCGAGUACGGCAGCUCGUUCUUCAAGCCCAAGCAGCUCCAGCUGCAGGACAAGAUGGACCUGGCCUCUUACCUGCUAAAGCCGGUGCAGCGCAUGGGCAAAUAUGCGCUGCUCCUGCAGCAGCUGGUCAAGGCGGUGAAGAGCGUGGAGGGCGCUGCGCUGCAAGAGAUCGCCGCCGAUGUCGAGGAGCUGCAGCGCGCCGAGGAGAUGGUCAAGUUUCAGCUGCGUCACGGCAACGAUCUGCUGGCCAUGGAUUCGCUGCGCGACUGCGACGUCAAUGUCAAGGAGCAGGGACGACUGCUGCGCCAGAACGAGUUCCUCGUCUGGCAGGGACGUGGCGGCAAGAAGACGCUGCGCCAGGUGUUCCUCUUUGAGGAGCUGGUACUGUUCAGCAAGGCGCGACGCUUUCCCGAUCACAAGAAUCUGGACAUUUACAUAUACAAGAACAGCAUAAAGACCUCGGACAUUGGUCUGACGGCGCACACGGGCGACUCGACGACCAAGUUCGAGAUUUGGUUCAGAAAACGCAAGCCGGACGACACUUGGAUGCUGCAGUGCAUGUCGGAGGACAUCAAGAAUGCCUGGACCGAGGAGAUAUCCAAGCUGCUCUGGAAACAGGCGAAGCGAAAUCGAGAAAUUCGCCUGGCGGAGAUGUCUUCGAUGGGCAUUGGCAGCAAACCCUGCCUGGACAUACGGCCCAGCAACAAUCAGAUCAGCGAUCGCUCCAUACCCCUAACCCAGCUAAACAAAACGCCCAAACUGCGUCAUGCGGAGCCGGGCAAGGGCAGCAUGCGCAGACCCAAUUCGCUCAUCUCGGAGAGCUCGUUGUCCAGUGGCACCAGCACCACCAGCAGCUCCUCCAUCAGCGGCGGCGGUGGUGGCUGCUCCUCGGGCAUGCAUGCGGCACACGAAACCGGACGCCACAGCCUCAAUCUGAGCUUCAGCAAACUGACGGGCAGCCACUUGGGCAUCAGCAGCAAUAGCGGCGGCAACAACAACAACAACAACAACAACAAUAAUCCCACGGCCACCUUGGAGCUAAUAAACGAAACACAGGCGCUUAAGCUGAGCAACAGCAGCGAGCCGGACAAUGCCAACGCGAGUUCUAGCCAACGAUAUGCCACGCCCACGCUCGUCAGCAGCGGAUCGAGCAGAAGCAAUAAGCGAAAUCACAAACGCUCCACAACAAUUGUCAGCCAGCUGUCCAUGGAGAGCGGCAUUCUGUCAGACAUGUCCAUCACGCCGGAUCAUCAGGAGCACGGCCACGCCCACGCCGCGGAGCAGUUGUCUGGCAGUCGGGGCAGUUGGUCCACAUCCACAUUCGGCACGGCAACAGCCACAGCCUCCACCUCGACGGUGAUCCUGCGUCGCUACAAGUCGUACGCCCACGCUGCCGAGGCAGCAGCGCCGGAGAGCAACAAGUGAGAUCGAAGUGGAAGUCGAAGUUGAAGUGUCGCAGUUUUCAUCUCAGUUUUCGAUGCCCGCAUAGUUAGUUACGAGAAAAAUGAAUACAUAGCUUUAGCGAAAAACGGUUUCAUCAGAUUCAGAUUUACAUAUAAUACAUAUGCAUACUUAUUAUUACUAUUAUUUUUUUGUUAUUUAUUAUUUAUUUUUGAUUUUAGUUGCGUUAAUUUUUUGUCAUCAAUUUUCAUCCUAUUGUAUUAUUUGCCUUGGAUGCAUUUUCUUACAUUUAUCACAUUCUCUGUUUUUAGAAAAUUUAAAAAUUAUUGAAUUCAAUGUGUCAAUGUCGAAAUAUAUUUCAUAGCUCUUAAUCAACCUUAAUCUACGCGUACAACCCACACACAACACACAAAUCGAGGGGCACACACACAAAGUGCCAGCCGAAAUGGGCGUUACCACGCCCAAAAGAAAAUCAAUCGAAAUCGAAAUUCAUAACGUACAGUUAGUUAAUAUAUGUAAAUUAAGUGCCUAUCUUUAGAUUAUCGUAAACAAUAUACAUACAUAAUUGCAUAUCUUUACAAAUAUGAAUAAUGUAUACAAUUAAGCAAAGAAUUGAAUAAAUGUUGCUUCGAAAUAUU